AUGGCAAAAGCAAAGAUCGUUGUAAGCAGCGAAGAAGAAGAAGAAGAAGAAGAUUCACUACUCGAGUCGGAUUCAAAUGACAAUGGAGACAUAGAUGCAUAUGAUGAUGUGGAGGACUACAAACCACACGAAGUCACGCGAAAAGCUGCUUCUCAGAGUAGACGGAAAAAGGUGACCCCGAAAUCGCAAGAGGAACCACUGGAGGAUGAAGACGAGGAUGAUGAUGAUGAAGAUGAAGAAGAAGAAGAAGAAGGAGAUGUGGACGACGAACUGGGAAGCUUAAGCGACGAUGGAGAGGAUUAUCAACUGGACACCAACUUUGAAAACGAACUUUCGGAUAUGAAUGACGACUUGGAAGCAAAAGAUUUUGACGAAUAUGAUGAGUCUGAAGAGCCAUUGAAGCCAAUAGCUGUCGAAAAGGGUAAAAAAUCAAUCAAGAUCAAAAUCAAGCCACCGACAAAGAACAAGGGAAGGUCACUGAGUGAUUCUACGUCAUCGAGAUUAGGCAGCUCUAGAAGUACGCGGAAAAGACAAGUUAAUUACUACCAAGAGGAUGAAGACAACUUUUCUGAUUUAUCGGAGGUAGAGGAACCACCGCAAAAAACGACCAAGGCAGUAAAGAUCAAAUCGGUGGUGCCACCACGAAAACUGCGACAACCCGAUUUAGAUCCCGACUUAAUACUAACAGACGAAGAGGAAGAAUACGAUCCAAAUGCAGUCAAUGAUGUCUCCAAGAUGACGGAAAGACAGAGAGCACGACUCAAUCUUGACGUCUCGGGUGCAACGAUUGAAGAUCCGUAUUAUGAACUAGAUGCGAAUGGGAAGAAACCCAAAGUGAAGAAGGUUAAAGAGGAAACUGAGGAAGAGGCUGCAUUGAGGAAAGCAGAGAAUGCUCGAAAGAGACAGGAUUACAAGAAUAAGAUCUUGGAGGAGGAGAAGCGGGACACAUUGAAUAAGCUUUUGAAGAGAAGAGCAACAAAGUCAAGAGAAACAAUAAGUGAAGAUAAGGAAGGGUCCGUUGGGGUUGAUGAGGAUUCAAAGUCAUACUAUAAGGAAAGACGGGCAACGUUGAACCAUCCCGCUCUAGUGCGAUAUGUGAACAAUACAACCUCUUUAAACGGCAAUGCAGUACUUGCUUAUAAGUAG
Molecule: messenger RNA, 1146 nt
Organism: Lodderomyces theae
Lineage: Eukaryota; Fungi; Ascomycota; Pichiomycetes; Serinales; Debaryomycetaceae
Exons: 1
Coding region: 1-1146 (381 amino acids)
Cellular component (GO): Ino80 complex
Source: RefSeq, a predicted model, not a curated record